Menidia menidia (Atlantic silverside) is the source of this 2863-nucleotide messenger RNA. NCBI's taxonomy places the organism in Eukaryota, Metazoa, Chordata, Actinopteri, Atheriniformes, Atherinopsidae. The record is from the annotation of a GenBank genome assembly.
GUGUCAAGUCUGAGCCUAGCAGAAAUCUAAGCCAACCAGAGAGAAAAACAACUAAGUUAGCUUGGCAGCUAGCUUCGAACUUCUGACAUGGCGUCGUUAACAGCGACAGAACCAGCGGUGUGUCCGGGUUCAAUAUCAGCGGCGGAGUCCAUCGUGCCGGCUUGCAUGUUUGCACCGGACCGUGGUUGUGCCGAAGAUCAGUCCAGUGGAGAAGUCUUUGCAGAAAGCGAUGGCACAAAUGGAGAGGCCGUGGAUCAUCUAGAUUUGAGCAGCAAGCUGGCUCUUGUGAGUCCAUCAGGGGAACAGUAUGAUUCAUUACUGCGACAUCUGAGGGAGCGGAUAGAUGAGGGCUGUGGGGAGACAAUCUUUGUGGUUGGGAUGGGCUCAGAUGGUGGCGACUAUGGUCUGAAUGAGAAAGACAUGGAAGCAUCAGUAGCCACUGUUCAGUCGCUGUGUGAACAGAUCGAGGCCGACUUAAUCCUGCUGAGAGAGAGGUCAGACACUGGUGGCAAGAUUCAGGACUACCUCAUCCGUCGGCGUGUGGGCGAACAAGACUUUCUGGAAGUUAGAGUGGCGGUUGUUGGGAAUGUGGAUGCCGGAAAGAGCACGCUUCUCGGAGUGUUGACCCAUGGCGAGCUGGACAAUGGCAGAGGCUUUGCUCGCCAGAAGCUCUUCAGGCACAAACACGAAAUGGAGAGUGGCCGGACCAGCAGUGUGGGCAAUGACAUCCUGGGCUUUGAUCAGGAGGGGCAGGUGGUUAACAAGCCAGACAGCCAUGGUGGGGGUCUGGAUUGGACCAAAAUCUGUGAGAAAUCCUCAAAAGUCAUCACCUUUAUUGACCUGGCUGGCCACGAGAAGUAUCUAAAGACCACCGUGUUCGGCAUGACGGGCCACCUGCCUGAUUUCUGCAUGCUAAUGGUUGGCAGUAACGCCGGCAUCGUUGGCAUGACCAAAGAGCAUCUCGGCCUGGCCCUGGCUCUGAACGUGCCAGUGUUUGUGGUGGUAACCAAGAUAGAUAUGUGUCCAGCUAACAUCUUACAAGAAACACUAAAAUUAUUACAAAGGUUAUUAAAGUCACCUGGCUGCAGGAAAAUCCCCGUUCUCGUCCAGAACAAAGAUGAUGUAAUCGUCACAGCAUCAAACUUCAGCUCUGAAAGGAUGUGCCCAAUUUUCCAGAUCUCAAAUGUGACGGGGGAGAACAUGGACCUGCUGAAGAUGUUCUUGAACCUCCUCUCGUCCAGAGCCACUUUUAGCAACGACGAACCCGCGGAGUUCCAGAUAGACGACACAUACUCGGUGCCGGGUGUGGGUACUGUAGUUUCAGGGACUACGUUACGUGGAAUGAUACGGCUCAACGACACGCUGCUCCUAGGCCCCGACCCGCUCGGCAUUUUCAUCCCGAUAGCUGUAAAGUCGAUACACCGCAAGAGGAUGGCUGUCAGAGAGGUGCGCGGUGGACAGACCGCCUCAUUCGCCUUAAAAAAGAUCAAACGCUCAUCAAUAAGGAAAGGAAUGGUAAUGGUUUCACCAAAGCUAAUGCCUCAGGCUACGUGGGAGUUUGAGGCCGAGAUUUUGGUGCUACAUCAUCCAACCACGAUAUCCCCAAGAUACCAGGCAAUGGUGCACUGUGGCAGCAUUAGGCAGACCGCCACCAUCCUAACAAUGAACAAAGACUGUCUCAGGACAGGGGACAAGGCCUCCGUCCAUUUCCGCUUCAUUAAGACCCCCGAGUACCUGCACUGUGAUCAGAAGCUGGUGUUCAGGGAAGGACGCACCAAAGCUGUGGGCACCAUCACAAAGCUCCUCCAAUCAGUGAGCACCCAGGCUGCUAGAGCUCAGCAGUCCAAGAAUCAGGCCAUUAAGAAGGCCAGUAAAGAGGGCCCGGCAGCCAGUGAGGACGCGGCAUGUACAGCACGGCCCCAAAGUCCGAGCACAGCACAGCCAUCAACAGUGGCAGAGGAGGAGGCUCUUUGUAAAGAUGACAACAAAGAAAACAAGGUAAAGGCGUGUCCGCGGGAUGCAGGAGUCAUGAUGGUGUCUCCCUUAAGCCAGGAGGUGGAGGACGCCGGCGAGGGGGUCAGAGACAUCGAGGGAAGGGCCUGAAUCCUCCAAUCAUGUCUUCAGCAGUGUCUGCAGGAGCAACAGGCACAUCAUGAAGACACGGUCUUUGCAAACACUUUUUAAGGGAAGAGAAGUGGUUGUCUGACCCUCUGCUGACCAUCGCCUGUCAUCACUCCUUUCUUUAAUACAAAGGAAUUAUUCAGCCGUUUCACAAAGGGAGUCGAUUAUUUUUUCGUUUACAGACAAAGUUGACAUCUUUAUUGAGGUAAUCAUCCAUGAAGUUUUUAUUUUUAUUUUUAUUUAAUUUAGUUUGAAAGUCACAUUAUAUAACAAUCUGUUUUUAGUAAGAAGCGUGUCAGGGAUGUUCACCUUCUUUUAGUUAAUUGGAACUCCCAGUAGAACCAUUAGUCACUUUUUCUGCCUCGUCUCCAGCCUUCAAAUUCCCUCCUUCUGUCACCGUACAUCAUUUACUCGUUAUAAAUCCUUCUGUGUUCCCCUCUCCACACCGAACUGUCACUGAUAUUCCCUUUGGAUGGCCAAGGGUUGUCUUCGCCACACUAUUGCAUCAUAAACUCGACUGGGCGGGUUGUGGUUAAUUGUUGGUUCUUUGUGACAGAAUAGUAUAAAUGUGCAUUGGAAUGGACCUGAAAGGGAAUUGAUUCUAAACUUGGAUGGGGUGGGGGUUAAGACAAAGUAUUAAUUAGAUGUAGCUGAAGUCUUUUUUUUAAUUUUUUUUUAUACCACUGUUUUUGACAGGUGUUCCCUGAAGGAAAAAAAAACCCUGAUGAGAACUUUUAUGGGA